AUGACUGGAACUGCCCACCCCUGCGUAUAGUAGACAGCUGUGGCUGAUUGAAUGGAUGAACAACUAUAUGAGAUGAUGAACAACUAUCUUUCCUCAUAGUUUACCUCCAUCUACCAUGGCAGGAGGGAUACUGCUGGUUCCAGGUGAACACACACACCAGAAUAUAGAGCUGUAGAGCUUUGUCUGUUUAAUUCACAUUUUACUGUGUGUGUAGGACACCCCGGUAGAUGCUGACAUGGCCAAAAAUGCCGUGAUGUGGCAGAAUGGAGGCAUGUGUGGUCUGGACCACUGGAACUUUGUCAUGCAUCCUGUUGACGCGGCCAUGACCUGUGACCCUAACGGAAGUUACGCCAGGACGUGGUGCCCUGAGCUGGCUGCUGUGCCUGAUGACUUCAUACACAAACCCUGUAAGUGUCCAGCCUCCAUGCUGCGCCGCACCGAUCUGGAGGAAAGGAGCCUCUCUCUGCAAGACGUGAAGUUGGUGAGGAGGCAUUUUGGGGAGUACGUGGACCUGGUCCCCCCCCCCCUGGUCUUGGAGGCCAUGGGGAUUCGUAGUCAACACAGAUAGGCAGUUCCUCCUGCCUGUCAUCACCCGCAUGGAGUUCAAACACCAAUCAGACGAUCCAGACCCGGACGCUGCCUCUAACCCCCAUGUGAGUCGCAGGCAGGAUGAGACCAUCACCUUCCUGAACCAGACAGACUUCAUAACCAGCGUGAUGAAAGAGGGGAGGGAGAGACAGGAGAGACCAGAGAAAGAUGGGGACUGGCACACCCCCAUAUGGCCCGGGGAAGGGUUAGGAGGACCCCUGCUGCUAAGGCCAGGUUAUCCUCUGUGCCUGGGGGAGUGGCUACGUUUCACAGAUGACCAAGAGGGCAGGGGUUAAAGGUCAGCCUACACUGAUAGAACUGUUGCAAAACUAGGUACCA
Messenger RNA from Oncorhynchus nerka (sockeye salmon), 927 nucleotides. RefSeq lists its product as uncharacterized. Bases 236 to 568 code for a protein of 110 amino acids. Gene Ontology annotation, molecular function: DNA binding; FAD binding; deoxyribodipyrimidine photo-lyase activity. Lineage: Eukaryota; Metazoa; Chordata; Actinopteri; Salmoniformes; Salmonidae. Gene Ontology annotation, cellular component: nucleus; cytoplasm. Gene Ontology annotation, biological process: circadian regulation of gene expression; entrainment of circadian clock by photoperiod. The record is from RefSeq and is a predicted model, not a curated record. The transcript has 3 exons.